AUGGGGAUAGGCAAUCGGUACAAAAAGUCGGCCCGUUCGCUCGUGGCUCGUGCACCUUCCCAGGUAACGUUUAUCUGUGUGCUGGGAUUGGAGUUUCUACUCCUUGGAACGCAUGCCCACACAGCAGAGCAGAGUUUGGUAGAAGCGGCCAGUGCGCAGGAUUCGAUUGUACUGCCAGUUGCCCUUUCCAAGGAUAAAUCGCCCGAACAGCAUCCGCCGUCGGUUGAGGCUAAAACGGACGAGCGCGCUGGAAAAAGCGUAGUUGUGAACUGGAAGCUGGCCUGCAAACAGCUCUGCAGUGCAGGGCUUGGCGGUCCCAGCUGCGGGUCAACAUGGCUUCGCACCACCACUACCAACCCACCCGAACUUCCCGUGGAUAAGGACACCCUUGCCGGGGUAUGUCCAGCGCUGUGUGGCAAUGGUUUAGGUGUUUCGAAAUGUAAGUGCAAAAGUUACAAACCGAAGCCACAGUUCAACCAAAACCUCAUCUGCGAGUCCUUCUGUACCGUGGCCAACGUGCAGCUAACCGGAUGCAGCAGCUGCGACGGAACCGACCCCAGCCAAAGCACGCUCAGCCCGAUGGGAGCGUACGAAACGACGACCCCCAACUGGGACGAGCUCUGUUCGAUGUUUUGCAAGAUGGGCGAUGGCGGGACACUGUGCAACUGUGAUUUGCCUCCGUUCUUCUAGAUCACGGGCAAGGCAAAUCACAUCAUAUGAUUUCG
Anopheles maculipalpis is the source of this 725-nucleotide messenger RNA. RefSeq lists its product as uncharacterized. The record is from RefSeq and is a predicted model, not a curated record. The coding region runs from base 1 to 690 and encodes 229 amino acids. NCBI's taxonomy places the organism in Eukaryota, Metazoa, Arthropoda, Insecta, Diptera, Culicidae. The transcript has 4 exons.